Molecule: messenger RNA, 1545 nt
Organism: Theileria equi strain WA
Lineage: Eukaryota; Apicomplexa; Aconoidasida; Piroplasmida; Theileriidae
Exons: 1
Coding region: 1-1545 (514 amino acids)
Source: RefSeq, a predicted model, not a curated record
AUGACUAACAGUGGAGUAGAUUUGGAUAUUGAUCCUAAAAAGAAGGAUAACCCGGGAAGUGGUAUAAAAGGAGACGUAAAGGAUGAUCAUCCACAGGGGUAUAAAAGAUAUGAAUACAAAAAAUCUAGUAAACCGCUCGAAAUAACAGGAUUUAAGUAUGAUAAGCACAAACUAUUAAAUCUAAUUUCAAUCAGUGGUAUACAAAUCACCAAGGUUGUAACCUACUUUGAUAAAAAGGGUAAUAAGCUCUUAGUUAUUCAUGUGGAAGCAAGUAAAGAACAUUACUAUUAUACAAACAUUAGUGAUGGGCCUGUGAACGGUGAGACUAAGUUUGAUAGUUUUGUAACUGUGGGCAAAAAUGCACUCAAUGAAAAUUCUGAAAUCAAGACGAUUCUAAAAAUGGUAGAAAAUGGUGAAAGACCUAAGCCAGAGGAAGUACCUAAUCUUAAGAGUAAACUCAGGGAUCUUAGUGAGAAUCUCAUUAUCAAUCUAAAUGAAGCUGAAAAGUCGUCUGUUUCAUUUGGCAAAUAUAAUGCCGGUGAGAAGAAAGAAAUUCAUUUUGACAAAAAGAUUAGUACUGACUUUAGUUAUAUAAUCCAUUGUUAUGGAUUAACGGACUUUACUGUCACUAGCAUUAAAACAAAAACCGGAGAUAUACCUUCAGGAAUAAUUCCCACAAAGAGAAUCAGAAAAUUAAAGGUUUUCUACAACGGUGACCCGAAAGAUAGCGAACCUCUCCUAAUUUACUUUCUAGAGAGCAGUGGAACUAACAAAUGGAUAUGUCAAUAUUAUGGAGAUACUGACUGGGAAAACGUGAAUAGUAGAGAUGGAAUCCCAGCAAAUGAUAAUGAUGACAAGAAGAUUAAGAAUCUUUUAGAGAACAUAGCUAUUCCUAAUGUUGACCUAGAUCUUUCUAAGUCAGGUUCCACGUAUAAGCCCAGUAAAAACAAUUUAUAUUUCAAGGUUUCUAAAACCCAGAAUCCUCCUAAAUCCGGUAUCUUCCAAUUCAAACAUACUGAACAAAAAAACAAAGUGUUUAAAAUUACCAAACUUGAUUAUGACCACGACCUACUCACAGGUAUAAAAUGUGAUAAAGAUUUAGUUAGUGUUUCUGCUUAUUACCUCGGAGAUACUCCUAAACCAGAUCAACUUAUGAUGGUUGAGCUGGUAUGUGGUGAUGGGAACUACAUCUAUUUUAAAAGGAAUAAUAGUCCAUAUAUAUGGACGAAAAUUCCGGAUCAAGAGAAUAAAUUGGAAAACCAACAACUUGACGAUAAGAUCAAGGAGUUGAAUAAAGAAUAUCUUGAUGCCUCCAAAACUGAAGAUGAUGACUCUGGAUCAACACAAAAUUUUCACAAUUAUGAAUCUGGAGGAACAGAAGAUCCAGAGACAUCCAUUUAUUCUGCUACCCCUUCUUCACAAUCAUCAUCAUCUUCUGGUGUUUCUGGCGCUGUAAUUGGAGGAAUAGUGGGUGGUAUACUAGGACUUGCAGUUUUUGCCUUUUUAGCAUGGAAGGGAGUAGCCAGGAUGAGGUCACGCGUAUAG